CGCUCGCCCAGCAUGGCCAUCUCGCUGGACAAGGUCCCGAACCUCGUCAAGCUGCCACGGGAGGAUGCGCAGUUCCACAGGGACACCGUGGCCGAUCUGCUGAGUCGGAGGGACACCAAGUUUCCAGGCGCGCAACCGGUCUCGUUCGCGCGCCGCCAUCUGAAAGAGCUGGAGCGCGCCGACUACUUUCUGGCCGAGAAGACAGACGGCGUUCGCCUGCUGCUGUUCCUCACUCAGACCCACGGCCCCGAUGGACGACCACAGGAGGCGCAAUUCCUCAUCGACCGCAAGAACGACUACUACUAUGUCGAAACGGGCUACCUGCACAUUCCCCUCCCCAAGCCGCCCAAAGGCUACGACUUGCACAGCUGGCACGUCAACACCCUGCUCGACGGCGAGCUUGUGCAGCAACGCUUUCCCAAUGGCCACAAGCAGCUCACCUACAUCAUCUUCGACAUUCUUGUCCUCCGCGGGCAAUGCAUUACCGAUCGAGAUUUUGGAAACCGCGUGGGCAAGAUCUUGGACGGCGUGCUGAGUGCCUACAAGCUCUUUGCCAAGGACUAUCCCGAAGACAUCAAGGCACAACCUUUUCAGCUGACCGCGAAGAAGCCGAGCUUCUCGUACGCCGCCCCCGAAAUGUUCAAGGAGAUCUUGCCCAGGCUUCCCCACGGCAACGAUGGCUUGAUCUUCACGUGCAAGGACACUCCGUAUGUCACUGGUACCGAUCAACACAUCUUGAAGUGGAAGCCGCCUCACGAGAACACGAUCGACUUCAAGCUCCAAAUCGGCGCCUUCCCAAUGGAGGAAGACGACGAAGGGCAGUACGAGGACUUUGAUCAGAUUCCCGAAAUCGAGCUCUUGGUCUUUCACGGCGGGAACAACAACUACCAGACCUUCGCUCCGCUACAUGUCACCGAGAAAGAGUGGGAGGCCAUGAAAGCCAAAGGCGAGCAAUUUGACCACCGCAUCAUCGAAUGCUGGCGAGAGAAAGAGACGGGUCACUGGCGACCGAAGAUUGACGAGGAUGGGACACCACGUUUCCGAGAUGACAAAGAGCAUGCCAAUCACAUAUCCGUGGUCGAGAGCGUGUUGCAGAGUAUAGAAGAUGCUGUAACGGAGCAAGACCUCAUCGAUAGCUACACCGCCGUGCGAACCGCUUGGAAGCAAAGAGAGGAGGCGGCCAGAGCUCGCGCCCACCAGCAGCAACAGCAGCAGCAAGCGCAGGCAUCCGCUAGACAUAAGCCCGAGCCAGCUGCCAGAGAAGAAGAGGAUGAUGGUCCGACAUACGUUGAUUGAGGAAUGGCUGGCAUAAAGAGUACCGACACAAGCUCCAACAUCGAUGCUGCGCGGAGUUUUUUCCGGGCCUCGGCCGACGGAAAUCGUCGAAAAGGAUCUAUCACUAUGGCGAUACCCAAAGUCCACCCGUCUGCCCAGAGUAAAACCAAACGAGAGGAGAGGUUCGGAUAUCACUCAAUCAUUGCGUUGCAACAUGCGUCUUGUGCAGGAACGAAGUGGUCGGCCCGCCUGGAAGAGGCACGAGCGUACCUCGCAAACGCUGUGGCGAGCAGUAUCCCAUUAGCACAAGGCAAGCAAAGCUCCGGCCUAGGAUUCAGCGAUUGCAUUGCAUAGGCCUGGCUGAGCCGAGAUGGAGACUUUUCGCGUUGUGUUAGCAGGUCAAUUUGGCAUAGGACCAUACGACCUGGCUUAGCUCCGAGCAGAAUUUUGGAAUACAGGACAAAAUAUUACGAUGGCAUGAUACGAGUCGCUCAUGAGCGCGAACUGAGCCAAUGAGUCUAGAUAGUGGGCAUCAAAGAGCAGUGAACAGCUCAUUCGAGGAUCAAGCCGCAACACGCGGACGCGCCAGUUCUCUGUCUCACUUGCACAAUUACGAUUUCGUUCGAGGACAUUGGACGGUCCACCAGCAUGUACAAGUACAAGUGUGCAAUCCUGACGUAAACGGUGCCUGAGGAAAGAACGGACAGCAAUUUCGAUAGGAGGUACUGGUGGUCAAAUUUCUGGUCCAGAUGACCUACGGCUGAUGUCCGAAGAUAGAGGCGCAUUGUGAUCAAGCAUCUUCUCUUGGUGACACGCGUACGCAGCACAAAGACCGAUUGGGCACAACACACGAUCUGGGCAAUAGCAUAUCUUGUGCUCACAGAUCGCGUGAAUGCGUUCGCCCAUACGUGGUCCAUACAUCGUAGACCAGGAACGAGCUGGUCGCUCAACGGACAUUCAGCCCAAUGCUUCCAUUCCCGAGCAAUCGCACGCGGAAUCAAGAUUCCUGUCACCAUGUAGCAGAGCACUUUGGGCUGUGUCAGGAAACCAAAUUCAUAGUAUAUUCCAAUGGUAUAGCUUGCGAU
Cercospora beticola is the source of this 2360-nucleotide messenger RNA. RefSeq names its product mRNA guanylyltransferase (gene CEG1). Gene Ontology annotation, cellular component: mRNA capping enzyme complex. Lineage: Eukaryota; Fungi; Ascomycota; Dothideomycetes; Mycosphaerellales; Mycosphaerellaceae. Gene Ontology annotation, molecular function: ATP binding; mRNA guanylyltransferase activity. The record is from RefSeq and is a predicted model, not a curated record. Gene Ontology annotation, biological process: 7-methylguanosine mRNA capping.